Molecule: messenger RNA, 1533 nt
Organism: Abrus precatorius (Indian licorice)
Lineage: Eukaryota; Viridiplantae; Streptophyta; Magnoliopsida; Fabales; Fabaceae
Product: RING-H2 finger protein ATL29-like
Exons: 1
Coding region: 532-1533 (333 amino acids)
Molecular function (GO): zinc ion binding
Source: RefSeq, a predicted model, not a curated record
CUGAGCCAACUUAAUGGGACAACUACUGUAUAUAUAUUUUUUCUAACGCGCCAGAUUGUCCUAAUCAAACUAAGCAAAAGAUUUGGACCACACACACAGUGUCCAAUGAACUUAAUUAGAAGAGUAUAGUGCAGGUAUCUACUCCCGCAGAUUCACUCUUUUUUUGGCUUACAUAAUUCUCAUUUAACUUAUUUUUUGCUCAACUAAUUAUUUCUUGAUUUAGGCAUGGUUACAUCGAAUUUUUUUAUGACAUAAUUGAUAUGCAAUUUAAGAGCUUAAUAUACACACAAUGGUCUACACCUUCACUGAUUCAGAUUCAUCGUAGCCAGUGUUCGGACACAAGCCCUCGCCCUUCUCAUAAGGACUCGUUCAAUACCAAUGACCCCGGAACCAAGCAAGGGCUAAACUAAACCAACUUUCCACAUCACCACCCCAUAAUAAUAAUAGCCCAACAUCUAUUCUGAGAAACCCAGCUUUAAAAAAUAAAAAAAAGAAGAAAUUUGCGACACUACGUACACCACUUUCCUCUGCAUGAUUUUUCCUCUGCAUGAUUUUCCCCCUACACCUUGCUUCUGCUUAAACUUCUCUCAUCCAUGCAAAGAACCAACCAUGUCUUUGACAAAAGCAGAAAAUUCUGAAACCUCAUCACCGCCACAACAAGCACUAGUACCACCCACAUCAUACACUUCCCCACCAGCGCUAAUAGCAUGUACACUCGCUGUUGUUCUCGUUUGCUUCAUAGGUUUCACCAUUGUCUACUUCUGCAGAUGUUGUUUUGUGAACAUGGUAAACGCUUGGGCCUUUCAACGCUCAGCUUCAGGAACCCUUAUUCGUCUUUCUCCCAAUGCUGCUUCUCCUUACACAGGCCUUGACCCUUCUCUUCUUCAAACAUUCCCCACCUUCCUCUAUGCCACAGUGAAGAAUCUUCGCAAGGAAAAGAAGUAUUCCCUUGAAUGUGCCAUUUGCUUGGUCGAGUUCGAAGAUGAUAGCAUGCUACGACUCUUAACCAUUUGUUACCAUGUUUUUCAUCAAGAAUGCAUCGACCUUUGGCUUCGAUCCAACAAGACAUGCCCCGUUUGUCGCACGGAUCUUGAUUCACCGACCGAAGAAACGCAAAAACCCGUGGAACAAGUUGAGGAGAAUCUUAACGUGGAAGAAGAGAGAAGGAAUCACGUGUGCGCUGGUGUAAAAGAAGGCGAUGGAGAUGAGAGACGUCAUGAUGAUGCUAAUGUGGCAGUUUCGGUGAGUGGGAGCAUGCAACAACGUGGGGAAGAGAAGUUUGUAAGGUCACACACGACUGGGCAUUCUAUAGUUAUGAUUAGAGAAGAUGAAGAUAGAGAUAAUGAUGAUAAAUAUACGUUGAGAUUGCCGGAAAAUGUAGAGUUGAAAAUUGAAAGGAGAGGGCACAACUACUCCAAGAGUUGUUCUAAUCAUAAGGAUAUGGCAAAGCUUGCUGCGCCUUGUAAUAGUGAUUCUGGUCAUGUUCAAAUUCUAUUUGGAUGCUCUUCCUGUAGUGGUAAUGAAAAUGUUUAA